GAGGGUCUGGGCGCCAUUAUGAUUUGGAACGUUCGGAAUUUGUUGACUUCCAAAUGAUACAGACAGUGAGUCAAAGCUUUGUUGAUUGAAAAGUCGAGGUGGUAGAAGGCUUCUGGGCUGUUUGUUUAAAGAAAAUAAAAUCUGGGCACAUUUUAUUCGCUUAAAGAUUUGAAAAAUGGAUGACGUGUUUUGUGGGAAGUGCAACAAGAUUUGUUAUGGAGAAGUUCUCUUUGCAAGGGAUGAAUAUUUUCACCAAGAUUGCUUCAAAUGCAAAGCUUGCUUGAAAGAUCUGAUGACCAAUGGAUUUUACAGUUAUGAAAAUGAGUUUUACUGUUCCCGUGACUACCAGAAGCUUUUUGGAGUGAAAUGCACAGCUUGCGGGCAGUUCAUCGAAGGUGAUGCAGUCUCUGUCUAUGAUGACUCAUUCCAUGAAUCAUGUUUUGCUUGUGCCAGUUGCAACAAUGCAUUUGCCCCUGGUGCUAAGGUUAACAUGCAAGGAGAUGACUAUCUUUGUGACAAUUGUUUGCCAGGAAGCCCAAAGGACCAGCCAUCACCUGGUGCAGAAGGAGCUUGUGCUGGUUGUGGCAAUGAAAUAAAGACCGGCCAGGCAUUAUUGGCAUUGGAUAGCCAGUGGCAUCUUUGGUGCUUUACAUGCAAUAAAUGUGGAUGCCUCUUGUCUGGAGAGUAUAUGGGCAGGGAUGGCGUACCAUUCUGCGAGAAGGAUUACCAAGAUGAAUUUGGCGUUUCUUGUGCUGGAUGCGGUGGGUACAUCACAGGAAAGGUUUUGCAGGCUGGUGAAAAGCACUACCACCCACAGUGUUCCCGUUGCGCGAAAUGCGGACAAAUUUUUGGCGAGGGAGAAGAAAUGUAUCUUCAAGGGUCAGAUAUUUGGCACCCUGAAUGCAGUGACGAGUAUCAAAGAGAGGAGGAAGAAAAUGAGCGACUGGCAUAUGAAAGGGAACAAGAGGAGCUCGCGAAGCAACAAAGAGAGAAAGAAGAACGAGAGAAGUCCGAACGUGAAAUAAUUGAGAGAGAACGUGCUGAAAAAGAGAGAGCUGAACGUGAGAAAGCAGAACACGAGAGAGCUGAAAGAGAACGUGUUGAACGCGAGAGGGCUGAAAGGGAACGAGUCGAACGUGAAAGAGCCGAAAAAGCCCGUGUCGAACGCGAGAGAGCUGAAAGAGAGCGUGCCGAACGCGAGAGAGCUGAAAGGGAACGUGUAGAACGCGAGAGGGCUGAAAGAGAGCGUGUCGAACGCGAGAGAGCUGAAAGAGAGCGUGUCGAACGCGAGAGAGCUGAAAGAGAGCGUGCCGAACACGAGAGGGCUGAAAGAGAGCGUGUUGAACGCGAGAGAGCUGAAAGGGAACGAGCUGAAAGAGCAAGAGAAGAAGAAAGACGUGCGAAAUCAACAUCACCUGAAAUGCAAAGAGAAUCGCCGAGAGAAAACUCGCUUCGAAGUGCGUCCCCUGCAGAUACUCUUGCUUAUUCAGCCAAACCAUUCGGGACUCAAAAGACAAUGCCAUCCUCGAUAUCAAUCAAUUUCAAACCGAGAACUACCGAUUCUACUGCUGGUAAAUGGAAACCCCCGGAAACGAAGUCAUUUGAGCCGCCGAAAACAACGCCAACUUAUCGCCCGUCGCAGUAUUCCCGAAUGGAAGUCAAAACAAUGACAACAACAACAACAACAGCAAGAAGGACAGAAUCCAAAAGCGACGAAUCUGAAAGAAGUCUGUCUCCGCCCGCAAGCAAAGAAAAUGCGCAGCCCCCCGUCGUGAAUGGAUUUCAAAAAGCAUCCUCGUUUAGCAGCGAUGAAGGUGGACCUGCCCGACCUCCCCCUCCGCCAACUAGAGGCUCAAGUCAAAAUUGGAAGUCAAGAAUUUCAACGACCUCGUAUUCUGUGAAAAGAGCCACAAGCCCACCUACAUCAGAGGAAUCUCCUCGGGAACACUCUUUUGCCCCAGUGGAUGCCGAAAUCGAUGUUAGAUCUGCAAAUAGGCCAUUAAGCUACAUCGAGUCUGCUUCCAAACGAGACGAUUCCCGAGUAGAACCACCAAAGCAAUCAGUAAGCGUGACAAGUGUUUCCAAGACAACCGAUGAUGCAGUCCCGAGUGCCAUAUACAGACGUCUACCUAACAGAGACAGAGAUGCCAUGAGAGAAAACCGAAAAUCUUUACCAGCAAUGCCAGAUUACACAGCAAUGCCAGAUUACACCGAGGGUUACGAGAGCGUCCAAAUGAGAGACAACGGAAUGUCUAGGAAUCAAACGAAUGCACACCAUCGACGCUCAUUGCCAUCGCUUGAUAAGUACGAAAACCAGGAAAUUAAAGCAUCAACGACCUAUCCUUACGAUGUUUUAAAAAGCAGUAAUUAUAAAAUGCCGAAGGAAAUUGACAGAUCACGUCGGGAGGCCUACCUGACAGAUGAAGAUUUCGUGGGUCUGUUCAAAGUCGACCGAGAAGAGUUCUACAAGAUGCCUGCCUGGAAGCAACGCGACAUGAAAAAGAGAGUCUCAUUGUUCUGAAGAAACAAUGUACAUCAUAAUCAUCAUCACCUAGCAUUGCACGAUUGUAGUUUUAACUGUCAGAUUAACCAAAUGAAUUUGCAAUUGAAAUAAGACUGCGCUUUUAGACCAGAUUUUGAAUAGGGUGGGGUUUUAAGCUGAGGGGUUAAUGCACUUGAUAUCUACUUUAAUAUUAGCAUUGUUUUACCAUCUAUUAGGCAAACGUUUUGGCUAGGAAGAUGACCGAUUCCACGACUCGGUUGGCUCAUUCAACCAUUAUAAUUCAUUUCUUACUUUCCACCUUGUCUUCGUUUGUUUUUCUUAUUCUCAGUCUUUGUGCAGUAAUAAAAAGGCUCAAGACUUGAGUUUUUCAUUGUCUAUUGUUUUUCAUGUACCGAAAAUUCCGUUGAGGCAAAUUAUACUGUCCUCAUGUUAAUUGCUACAAAGAUAAAAGUAGAACUAUUUAGAGAAGUUUUAUCGUUUUUAUCAAUUCAAUCUUCAAAUCCUGAUCUGACCCAACUCCUACGUGUUUCGCGUCAUUCGUAUAGCACCAAUAUUCUAGCAUACUGCUUUUGUAUACUUUUCACGAGUUUGGUAUAAAGUUUGGUAAAUUUGGCCACAUAGGCACUGUGUCGUUUUAUGUCUAUUUAAAUGAAGGAUUUUUAACAGGACUUAUUCUCGCUGUAGUUUUCGUAGCUUGUUUUUGGUAGAAGCUGCAUAAAAAGCAAAGCAACGAUAGUGCCAGCUAUAAAAUCCCACGCGUCAUGUAUUAGCUUAAUCAUUUUAUCAUCAUUAAUCGUUUCGUUAUCAAACAAUUUAUCAUAUGCAGUCAUUUGUUUUCUUUGUUCAUUUAUUGAAUUAUGUAAUGUCUGUGUCCUUCUUAUCUCCAAUUCUUCCUCGAGGCAAAUAGCUAUACGAUAAAGUAAUUUCUUGCUUUCUAACUAAACUGUGACAUUCUUCUAGCAACGAAUUGUACAUCUAAAUGGAACAAUUCGAGCGUUGGUUUUAUGUUCGUUGGCUUUGAUAUUUGAGUGUUCUUAAAACUUCAACCUUAAACAAUCAUACCAAUAUUGGAGAUAAGAGGAAUAACAACAAAGAGAUUUGUAUGUCUGUGACAAAACUAGAUGUAGGUUUAGUUUUUAUUAUCUUAUCUAACUGCUAAUGCACAGCCUGUACACAAAACCAUUUUUAGAAUUUUUACUACUUGGAACCGGAAAGUGCGUCGUGAAUUACCUCUGAAUGUAGAAAAUCAGCAAAAUUUAAUUUCCUCAAGUCCUAGUUAUCCGGGACACCACUUAUCUGGAUUCAACUGUAUUUUCAUAAUUUAUGAUUUGGCAUUUUUUUUAACAGGUUGGUUAACUCGAAUACCUCCUCGUUCAAGGGUUGAAAUUCAUUGAACAGGUGAAAGUACAGGUUGGCCAGGACCUGGGCAUUGCGAAGAAAGGAUGAUCUCGCUUUCAAUGCGAGAUUGAACCACACGUGUCAAACAAAUUGAACAAUGCUAGAGGACAAAGGAACUCGGCCCAGACCUCGACGUGGAGGCAUUUAUUUUCUUAUUAAUGGUGGGUGUCAUGGCCGAAAUAAAGAAAAUAAUGAAGUUUUCCAUAUUAUUUACCGUGUUAUUUUUAGAGGCUUGCUCUGCAUUGUAUUUUCACAUGGGAGAAACCGAAAAGAAAUGUUUUCUAGAGGAAAUUCCAGAUGAAACUAUGGUUACUGGUAAGU
Molecule: messenger RNA, 4222 nt
Organism: Rhopilema esculentum
Lineage: Eukaryota; Metazoa; Cnidaria; Scyphozoa; Rhizostomeae; Rhizostomatidae
Biological process (GO): lamellipodium assembly; cytoskeleton organization
Cellular component (GO): actin cytoskeleton
Molecular function (GO): actin filament binding
Source: RefSeq, a predicted model, not a curated record